Messenger RNA from Apodemus sylvaticus (European woodmouse), 1536 nucleotides. RefSeq names its product PITH domain containing 1 (gene Pithd1). Gene Ontology annotation, cellular component: nucleus. The record is from RefSeq and is a predicted model, not a curated record. Lineage: Eukaryota; Metazoa; Chordata; Mammalia; Rodentia; Muridae. The transcript has 6 exons. The coding region runs from base 116 to 751 and encodes 211 amino acids.
GGCGCCUUUUACGACGCUUCGGGAGCGGCGCUUGGCGGCCGGCGCGGAGCCGAGUGAGCUCCGUGUGAGCGGCGGUGCCGAGGGAGCCGCGGGCGAGCCGGCGGACGGCGUCGCCAUGUCGCACGGCCACAGCCACGGCGGGGGCGGCUGUCGCUGCGCCGCGGAACGCGAGGAGCCGCCCGAGCAGCGCGGCCUGGCCUACGGGCUCUACCUGCGCAUCGACCUGGAGCGACUGCAGUGCCUCAACGAGAGCCGCGAGGGCAGCGGCCGCGGCGUCUUCAAGCCGUGGGAGGAGCGGAGCGACCGCUCUAAGUUUGUUGAAAGCGAUGCGGACGAAGAGCUUCUGUUUAAUAUUCCGUUUACGGGCAAUGUCAAACUCAAAGGCAUCAUCAUCAUGGGCGAGGACGAUGACUCACACCCCUCGGAGAUGAGACUGUACAAGAACAUCCCACAGAUGUCAUUCGAUGAUACAGAAAGAGAGCCAGACCAGACCUUUAGCCUGAACCGAGACAUUACAGGGGAAUUAGAGUAUGCUACAAAAAUUUCCCGGUUUUCAAACGUCUAUCAUCUUUCCAUCCAUAUUUCAAAAAACUUUGGCGCAGAUACCACGAAGAUCCUUUAUAUUGGCCUGAGGGGAGAGUGGACUGAGCUUCGCCGGCAUGAGGUGACCAUCUGCAACUAUGAAGCGUCAGCCAACCCAGCAGACCACCGGGUGCAUCAGGUCACCCCACAGACACAUUUCAUUUCUUAAGGGCCAGCCGGGGGUCCGUGAGAUGUGCAGAUGUGCUGUUAGUGAAGAUGUGCGACCACUUGCUGGCAAGGACAGAGAAUGCUCCAGCCGAGCUGCCUGCCACAGCCUCAGCCAGGCUUGUCUUGGGGUUGCUGCAGGAACCUGGCCUGUGGAAACCGCCUCCCCACUAGGGGCGGUGUGGGUGCCAAGGAACAGUCUCUCUCUAAGGCACUGCAGAAACUGGGUCUUAGACUGGGUGGCGCUGACAGUCAUGGAUAGUGCUCCCUUUCCCAAUCUGGCCACGGAGUUCCAUGUGUCUUCUUACCCGUGGCAGAUUUCUUGUGUGGUUUGUCCUCUUCAAAAAGGAUCCUCAGCUGUAGGAAUCCUUCGGAAACCCAAGACUUGUGUUUGAAUUACCCAUGGCGGGGGGGCGUGUCUCCAGCUCAAACCCCAUGAUGUCCCUGCUUGCCCCUCCUGUCAUUGCUCAGCAUUGUGUCAGUGCCGCUGGUGUCACAUGUCACACACAAGUGCCCCACGAAGGUGGGUGGAAAGGAAGGAGUCCCCUGGCACAGGACUGUUUGGGGAAGGUCUUUCACACUGUCUAGCCAAAUAGUUGGGAGAUCAUGGAGUUCUUUCUCGGGGUGACCUGGUUGGAGUAAGACUGAGACCUAGUAAAGAUUCUCCUCGGGACCUCCUUGGUGUUCCCUUGCUUCUAACUCGUGUUGUAAACCCAGUGCUGCUCCCUCUGUUCAUGGCUUUCCUUCACGGUGACAAAUGAGCUUCCUAAUAAAUCCUCAGAGACCUAA